AGAUAGUUUGUGUGCGGAGCAGACUCUUGUCGGAGACUGUGGUGGUGCAGCAGUGUAAUCAGGCGGGCCCAGGGCAGGGACGCACCGUGCCACACAGCGACUUGGUUGUUGAUAAGGCUCCUCGGAACACCAGUACGGGGAAACUGCGGUCCAUUGCCGUUAUUUCACACAUUCAGGUCCCCGUUCUCUGGAUUUUUUGGGACUAUUUUUUAUUACGGUUACGCACAGCCUGUGGACUUUGACAGGGGGUAAAGCUAAUUAAAUCAAGGGGACAAGUGGAUUUUAUUAGAUACUUUUUUUUAUACUUUAUAGGCUACGAGAAGCAGUAAUUCCCCCCCCCUCCCCCCCCGGCAUUUUUUGGGGGUUUUGUGCUCUGGUGGAUUUGUUUACCUAGUGCCCAGUGGUUCAUUUGUUCGGGAGCCAUGUAAUCUCAACUUUUUUUUAUCCAUUUCGCAGAAGGUUAACCCCCUAAUCUGCGAAAGACUCCACUUGUCGCCGGCGUCACGUCUGUGAAGUCUUCAGUCACUGAAAAAAAAAACUUGGAUGGCCGCUCGAGUUUAUCUGAUGGACUCUGUUCACGUGCAGACUAUAGCUCGCUGAGGACAAACGCUAUAUUCUUUUGAUAACUGGAGACACGACAGUCAGUGUGGGAGUCGAUCUAAAAGGCGCACGCAGCAGCAGCAGCAGCAGCACAGGGCGAGCCGCUGUCCCCGCGCCCAGUGCUGAGGAGAGAGACUCGCGCCUCCAUAAAUGCCCGGUCCGUCGGAGAGGCUCGAGGCUGGGCAGCGAGAUGAGCUUGUGGGUACGGCUGCUUGCGUUGCUGGUGGCGUGUCUGCGCGUGUCUGGCGCAGCCGGGGUGGACCCUCUACCUGCAGCACUGGUGGACCUGGUUAGAAGCAGCUCCAUCACCUCCAUCGAGGACCUGCAGCUGCUGCUGUUCUCCGACUCCCUGGACCAGGAGGAAGAGGGCUCCCCUGUCCCAGGAGGUCAUAGGUCACCAAGGAGCCUGAACGCCCAGCCGGCCCAGCAGGCUCUUUGCAAGGUCCGCACAGAGGUGGUGGAAGUGACCCGGGACAUGUUAGACCGCAGCAACGCCCACUUCCUGUUAUGGCCACCGUGCGUGGAGGUGCAGAGGUGUUCUGGCUGCUGCAACGGCAACACCUUGCAGUGUGUUCCCGUGCUCACACACACCAGAUACCUGCAGGUGAUGAAGAUCCAGUACAUCAACCAGAAGCCAACCUACAACAAAGCUGUGGUGUCGGUGGUGGACCACGUGGAGUGCCGGUGCCAGCCGGUGCCACGACCUCCGGCGCCCAGGAAGAAAUCCUCCAGAAGAGGGCCGGUUUCCAACAAGGACCAACACCACAACCAAACCAUAGACCAGCAACAGGGCCUGGGCAAGUCACACUCUAAGGAGGAGCUGCAUCGCCAGGACGAGAUCAAGAAGAACCAGAGGGUCCACCUGGAGAAGCUGCUGGAACAGCACUGGAGCCCCCGAGGUGACACGUUCACCCCGCCGGAGGAGGAGCAGCACUACAGCCCGGCCGGGGCCGGGGCCGACGGUGGAGCCUCGCACUCUGGGGGGGCUGUUCUUCACACGCCCCACUGGGUGCAUAACGCCAGCAGGUUGCUGGAGACCAACGACAGCACGGGAAUACAAGGGAAAGGUGCGGGGCAAUGGGGUCCGACCUCGUCUCCUUUGGAUGCGCCUGGUGCAGGCAUCGAGGGGCUGGGAGGUGCGGUGGAACCGUCCUUAUCGCUCAACAGCACAGAGGAAAGGGCCAGGACGGAUUUGGGACUACAGAAGAAUGCAGACAGGCAUCGCGAGACUCAGAGGGGAGGUGAACGAUCGACGGAUCCGAAGAGCCACGAGAAAGAUCUCGACACGCCGAACCAGCAAGUUCCCUCCAUUGCGUCCAAUCAGGACGGUGGCGGAAGUAGAUUCCGACCGACAAAGGAGCCCAACCCGGAUCCUCCUGGGAAGGGAAGGCAAGGAGGAAAUGAAACCCCAGAGCAAGAGAGGAAGUUACAAAUGGAGGAGGCACAGCUAGAGGAGGAGAGAAGGGAGCUUCUGCUCCUGCACAAGAGGCUGGACCGGGAGAAGGAGCUCAUACGGCUGCAACAACUGAAACAAGAGGAAGAGAAGGAACAGGAGAAAGAGAGCGGGCAACAGCCUCACCUUCAAUACAAACAGCAUCAUCAUCUGCAAACAACAACGCAAAACAUAGUGGCAACAUCUCCAUCCACCACACCGACCCCGGUGACCCCAGACGCUCCCCGGGCCCCUGCCCGGCCCAACCAGCGUAGGAGAAGGUUGAAGAAGAACCGCAAGAAAAUCAGCAAGGCAGCGAUGAGAGCCAUGCUCAUGUAGGACUUCCACUGACCCAAGGUCACAUGGUUCUAUCUUUUGCAUUUCAUUGGCUGUUCCGACUUCUGAGAGGAGGAGUAAACUUGUCCUCAUAUUUAUUCUCUUGUUUCUUGUUCGUUCUGUGGGUUUUCGUCUUCUAGUAACACUACUAAUGACUGUCUGAACCUUUUGUUACAAUUGGAUGGAGUACGACAGUUCAAAAGAAUCAAGUAUACGCCAAUAAUAGGUAAUCAACUUCAACUGGCCCCUGCUUGCGUUGACACGUUUGGUCGAAACGUUGUUGGACGCCAACCACGGAGAAACCACACCAAAUGAUUGGGAAAGCAAACACAUUUUUGGUUGGGAAAACAAGCAAAGAAAAAGGACUUUGAUGGAGAUGAUCCCAGUUCUUAUUAAUGAAGGCUGCCUCAAUCCGAGAAUCAUCCCUGCAACAACGAGAUGAUAAUGAAAAAGAAAAUCUGACUCUUAAGAGCACUGAUGGAUUAUAAUGAUGAUUAAUACGUAAACCAGGUGAUCUGAGGACAAUCUGUUGAGCAUUUCAAAGGGUCAACAUUUUUGAACCUUAGCUUAAAGUAAGUCAGAUAUAGUUUUUCCUGUAUUGGCCACAUACAGGCCGACUUGUGAUGUUUGACCCUCUCGUGUUUUAAACUUGCAAUACAUUACAUUUAGAUAUUGGCAUAUCGCAUAGCAGAAGGUCAAUAACUUGAAAGUGGUUACAUCUUGUUAUUACUGAGGAUGUGUGUGGAUCAGGAUAUUUUGCAAAGUACCUAAUUCACACAUAUUUCCAUCAGUCAACGGUUAAAGGUAUCAUGUGUAUUUGCAUUUACAGCCACCAAAGGAAGUUAAGCCUUUCUGCAAACUCCAACUCACAAUCAUUGUGUUACUCGACACACUAAUAUUUGCAGCCGCAUGUAUUCAUCCCAUCUCCUGUUAUAUGUUAUCAUUAGCUCAAUGAUGUUAGCAUCUCAGCCUUUUUUUAACCAGAGGGCUCGAGGACAACUUCAAUACAGGACGCUCUCUUGUUUGUCGAAAGUCUUCAAAAACUCUUACAGGGGGUUUAUUAUUUGGAAUAGGUCAUCAUUGUCGAAUGACUGUAGCACCUAUGACUCACUAUUGCGUAUAUUUCUUUCUUAAAUAUUGGUGUAUUUUUUUUACUUAUUGAGAUCUACCUAUAUAAUUUGUUUUAAACACUGGAGUCUUACAGUUGUGAUAUUAUGUGCGACAGAUUGUGGCGUGCAAGUCUUUAGAGAGAUGGAAUGGGGAAAGAGGAGGGUCUAACCGAAUAACCCGUCUUGUUGCCGUUCUUAUUUAUUGAAUCUUUCCGAUGUCUGUGUCCGAUUUCUUUACAAAUACUGCAUAUGAAAUGUGGUUUCACACACAUAUAUAUAUAUGAAAAAAUAUAUAUAUAUUAUAUAUAUAUAGUUUAUAUUUGUAAGUUCAUCAGAUCAUUUUCCAAAGGGAUCAUUAUCAUUAACAUGCCAGUGCAAGUGCAACGUAAAGCUUAAAUUUCAAUCCCGUGUCAAUUAGUAUGUAUUGUGCCAUUUUGUUUCCCACUGCAUUUAUAUGUGUGUGUGUGUGUGUGUGUGUGUGUGUGUGUGUGUGUGUGUGUGUGUGUGUGUGUGUGUGUGUGUGUGUGUGUGUGUGUGUGUGUGUGUGUGUGUGUGUGUGUGUGUGUGUGUGUGUGUGUGCGUGCGCGGAGGCAGACUGAUACAUGCACAUGGUGUACUUCAAGAGGCAUGCAACAACCCCUACAGGAGGAUUUCAAUCAUGUGAUCUGAAGUUUCACAAAAUAAAUACAAGCCUGCCAUCUUGGGACUUCAUGAGCAGCAAUUGUAGAAUAACCAAGCAACCAGUCGUUAUUAUUCAUAAUAUAAUGGUGAAAAGCACCAAGAUGGCAGCUUGGAAUGUGUGUGACAUCAUGUGGAACCCUCCUAUUGCUCACCAGCUCUCCUGACCUUUUAUCCCUUCAAAUAAAAAAGGCGGGAAACAGUAUACAGAACGGGUCCCAUAUUUAUAGGAGCAGUGCAGCUUCCCCUCCUGACUGUGGUUUGAUUUGACAACAUGGACAGAAACACUACGACGACGAGGCCACUGAGACGGGCGUGCCAAGUAAUUCUAAAACAAGACAGAGAGAGAGUGGGCAGUUCCUUUCCUGGCUCUCUCUCUUGCUCUCCAGCUCAAUCUCUCUCCCUUUGUGUUUAUUUUUUGCCCUGAAACAAUUGCGUCCCUUUUGAAUGUUUGGGAAGAGAAUAGAAAAGAGGGACAGAGAGAAGGAAAGGGAGGGAGAACGAAGGAGAGACCUUGGGAGAGUGAUCUUUUUUAACGUAAGAAAUACAAUCACGAUCAGUUGGUGCAAUUGGAGCUCCAAAAGGCACCUCAAACUGAAUUCCAUGAUAUGUUUUACCUUUUCAUAUGAUAUUGUUCGAGGAUGCGGUAUAUAAAUGAUAUUCCAUCUUAAAAAAGAAAUGAAAAAUUUGUCAUAAUUCUGUUUCUUUGUGCUGUCCUAAACCAGAUGGGCAUUUAUUAUUAAGUUAUUGAAAAAAAAACAAGGCUUGUAUGUUUCAUGCCAACUUACAACUGUUAUUGAUGAUUGUCUGAUUGAUUCUUUAAUGUGUCCAAAGGAAAGGGAUGUUUUGUGAUAAUAUUGCUAUCUAAUGCUAUUUUGAGAUAAGUAUAAAAAACAAAUGUGCUAAAUUGAA
Messenger RNA from Gadus macrocephalus (Pacific cod), 5067 nucleotides. It is a transcript of the gene pdgfbb, whose product is annotated as platelet-derived growth factor beta polypeptide b. Gene Ontology annotation, molecular function: growth factor activity; platelet-derived growth factor receptor binding. The transcript is spliced from 8 exons. The coding region runs from base 791 to 2371 and encodes 526 amino acids. Gene Ontology annotation, biological process: positive regulation of protein autophosphorylation; positive regulation of MAP kinase activity; platelet-derived growth factor receptor signaling pathway. Gene Ontology annotation, cellular component: membrane. The record is from RefSeq and is a predicted model, not a curated record. NCBI's taxonomy places the organism in Eukaryota, Metazoa, Chordata, Actinopteri, Gadiformes, Gadidae.